AUGGGUCACGCUAACAUUUGGUACUCUCACCCUCGCAGAUAUGGCCAGGGCUCUCGCUCUUGCCGCGCCUGCUCCAACAGACAUGGUCUUAUCCGCAAGUACGGUCUCAACAUCUGCAGACAGUGCUUCAGGGAAUACGCUCACGACAUUGGUUUCAAGAAGCUGGAUUAA
Molecule: messenger RNA, 171 nt
Organism: Spodoptera littoralis (African cotton leafworm)
Lineage: Eukaryota; Metazoa; Arthropoda; Insecta; Lepidoptera; Noctuidae
Source: the annotation of a GenBank genome assembly